Ipomoea nil (Japanese morning glory) is the source of this 2092-nucleotide messenger RNA. RefSeq names its product probable mediator of RNA polymerase II transcription subunit 26b. The record is from RefSeq and is a predicted model, not a curated record. Gene Ontology annotation, cellular component: nucleus. The coding region runs from base 399 to 1655 and encodes 418 amino acids. The transcript has 10 exons. NCBI's taxonomy places the organism in Eukaryota, Viridiplantae, Streptophyta, Magnoliopsida, Solanales, Convolvulaceae.
CUCGCAUUCUCUAUUCUCUGAGCAGGCACCUUGUAUUGUAUUCCGGUUAGGAGAGGGAAUAAAAAUACAGAGAGAGAGAGAGAGAAAGAGAGUAAAAUAUAUUCUUCCCCGGACCGGAGUUUUCUUGAAUAAGUUUUUGUUGUGGAUUUUUCCGAUUGAUUAUUGUGGGAAUAUAUCAUCAUCGUACUAGUACAUCGUCCGAACCUACUGAACAGAGCUUUGGUAUCAGUUUCCGUUCCCUUUUUGUGUCUGAGUUUGCCCAGAAUAGCAUAGAUACAUAGAUUGACUGAUUUAUUUAUUAUCUAGGUGAAUAAAAUUUAGGCGGGCGGGCUUCCGUAAAAAAGAAUCAAUCUUGGGAUCAAACUCCGUUCGAUUUCCGAUCAUCCGGAGAGGGUAUCAUGGUGGCGGCCAUGGAUUGCCCCAAGGAGUUCAAAUUGAGGAGGGAUCGAAUUGCUGAGAUGCUCUUCACGUGCAAAGCCACGAGGUGCUCCGGCUGCAACAACGUUGAAUUGGCUUUGCCCAACGAGGACGAGGUCAAAGAGAAGCGUAAGAACACUGGGUUCGCCCGGGAAUUCGAGAAUGGUGUGAGUAAAGAGAGCAAAACCUGUGACAGCCGAGAUGAUCGUGCGGAGAUGAAUGUGAAGCAGGUCAGCAAUUACAGCUAUGGUGAUGCUGAGGCAUUGACUGAUGAGAUUGAGGAAGAGUCUUUGACUGUCCGGGAGGUCUUGAGGAUCAAGGGGAUUCUCGAUAACUACGAAGAAGAGUCUGAUUCUAUAUUGUUUGAUUCCCUGAGGAGGCUUCAAUUGAUGGAUUUGUCUGUGGAGACACUCAAGGCCACAGAGAUUGGGAAAUCUGUAAAUGGUCUACGAAAACAUGGAUCUAAACAGAUUAAGCAUCUUGUCCGGACAUUGAUUGAGGAUUGGAAGGUCAUGGUAGAUGAGUGGGUCCAAGCUACAGCAGCCAUUACAGAAAGCACCCCAGAGUCUGUAAAAGCAUCGGUGGUUGAAGAUGAGGAGGAAGAGGAGGAGGAGGAGGGACUUCCUUCGCCACCCUUGGAUGAGGGAGCUUUCUUUACGACUGCUUCAAUGGAGUUAUCACAGUUCUUUGAUGGCAUGGACUUUGAUGGAAAUCCUCGAAACAGUGGGGAAUUCAACAAGAACCAUGAAAAUGGCAGAAAGCCCUCGGUGGAGAACCAUAAUGUUCCUGUUAGGAAACCACAAUUUAAUGAAAGGCCAAAUGUUGCUCCCAGAAACAUUAAGAACGAACCACCAAAGAAGCAAGAAGUCGUAAUGAAGAAACAGGAAACCGACUCUAAGCUAAAUAAGCCUUCUGCUGGCGACUUUGGGCCAGGAAGACCAACAAGACCAGCUGUCGAGCAAAAGUUCCAGCAGAAACCAGAUAAAAGCAAGCUUCAGAAGAGGCCGGUUGUUUCCAACCAAAAUAAGUUAAAGACUUCAGAUGAGGAUUCAGUUCAAGUGAAACUGGAAGCGGCAAAGAGGAAACUACAGGAACGCUACCAAGAAGCUGCAAAUGCCAAGAAGCAGCGAACAAUACAGGUUAUGGAAUUGCAAGACAUCCCGAAGCAAGGUCAAGUCCAUAAAAAUCCACACGGAAGACCUGGCAACAACAGGCAUUGGGCAAACGGGCGUCGAUGAGUGUCUGACAAUGUUGCCAUAUCGCCACAAAGUUGUUCGACCUUCAAUUCAUUGAAGAAGAGAGAGAUAACUCCUCUCCAUACCAUAUAUGCUAUACUCUCUCUUUGGAGGAUCUCAUCUAACUCGUCUCAUAGAGAGGCCGCUCUAAAAACCAGAGUGGCAUGUUUUUCGGAACCAUAGUCACUACUCUCAUUGUUACCAUCUAUUCAUGUAUAGUGUUUUCUGAACAAAGGAGAGCAUGGUACAUGUUUUGUAACCCUCUCUUGCCCUAAGUGUCAUUUUGCUGACUUUCUCAUAAAUUGACCUUAAAUGGGCAAAUGACCAAUGUUUUUACAGAGCACUUCUUGAACUGAACCCUCAUCCAAAUGCAAUAGAAAAGUUGGUCAAUUCUGCUUUUGUUACCCAUUCAAGAAUUGGCUGAUAAUCAUGUGAUUAGC